This is a messenger RNA of Symbiodinium sp. CCMP2456, 2895 nucleotides long. The record is from the annotation of a GenBank genome assembly. NCBI's taxonomy places the organism in Eukaryota, Dinophyceae, Suessiales, Symbiodiniaceae.
AUGUCCAGCCUAGACAGCAAGGCCGCUUUCAAGGCCCGUGCCCUGGAGCUCAAUUUCCCCGAGGCCGUGUUGGCUAAGCUGGCGGCCAUCAAUGUGGACACGCCCACCACCGACGAGGGCCCGCUCAUUGCGACUCUGAAGCGGGCCUUGGGUACCCCGCCCGACGAUGGCGUUCUCAGUGCGCUGGCCGAGAUGCGGGGCAAGGUGGAGCGAACCGACGCUUCCGAGCCGCUCAGGAUGCCCUUGGCGGAGCGCGCUCAGCGCAUUUCUGCCCUUCAGCAACGACUUGUCGGCAUUCAUUGGACUGUGGACAUUGAGCCUUCCCAUAAGCUGCAGGACCUCGUAGCUCAGAUGGUCACCGAUCAAUCUUUGGUAUGGAUUCCCUGGGAUCGCCUCACUAGCAGGGCUUUGGAACUCACUGCUGAGAAGCUUGAUCAAACUGUCAGCUUCGACUCCUCCGGCAACCUCAAACUGGUCAAGCGCUCAGCCGAUCCUUCUUGCAGCACCACCGGGGAGUAUGCAGUGAAGCUAGCUUUGCAACGGCGCAGUUUAGCUUUUGAGCUCGGACGCAUUUGCCGUUACGAGUAUCUUGAAGCCUGGCAUGAUCAGCUGUUGCAGAUUCACAUGCGCCAGCAGCCCACCGGGCACCAGAGAGUCUCGUUAAACCAGUUGCGGGAGGCCGACAAGAUGCUUUGGACCCGUAUCGCGGAGGACACUCGAGGAGCGCUUUCUCUUCGUCCGGAUGGCAGCUAUCCCUUCGAGGUCUCUCUGGCCAAGUGGAAAGAUCACGCUCAGGUGCAGUGCUACUUUGAUGCCUCUGCUUCGUGCGCUUCCCUCCGCUCCCAGCUUGCCGCCUCCUCCCGACAAAGGCCGCUGAUCUCCCGCCGCAGUUGGAGCCUCCUUCCGGACCCCGAGCUCACUGAAGGGCCGUCUGCUUUUGCCAGUGACAGGGUCAAACUGUACAACAAGCUUAACCAGAUGGAAAAGGAGCUCCGCUAUGAAGAGGCCCGGCUGCACUCCACUUUCCCCGACCAUGCCAGGGAAGUGGUCAAAGGGAAGAACUUGCUGCUUUGGGCACAACUCUUGAAAGAGACUGCGUUUCCGGAUGAAGGAGUUUUCGAGCUUAUGAAGGGAGUGGACUUGGUGGGGAAACCCGACAAGUCGCCGCUCUUCGAUACCAAGGAGGUGCCUGCAAAAUCUACAGAGGCGCUUCUUCUUGAAUCAGCUUCUUGGAGGCGCGAACGCCUGAAGGCGAAGGAUCCUCAUAAAGGCGACAUGGAAGCCACGAUCCAGCUUUGGGAAUGCACCUUGAAGGACAGAGACAACGGAUUCUUGAAAGGACCCUUUCUUGACGAGGAGGCAGUGAAGCAACACCUUGGUGUCGAGGAAUUUGUCUGCUCCAGGCGGUUUGUCAUAGAGCAAGGCGCGCCAGAGAAUCUUAAGCUCAGACCGAUUGACAACUACAAAGAAGGAGGCAUCAACGAAGCUUACCACAGCUUGGAGAAGUUGGCCCUCUUCGAUGUCAACUGGAUGACUGCCAUGGCAACGUACAUUGCUCGAGUCUCAGACACGUCAUCGGACAUAGAAAUCGUCUUGAGUACCGGAGAAGUCUUGAGAGGAAAACUUCAUCAGUCUUGGAAAAGCAAGAAACCUGUUUGGCAAGGGCGCACUUUGGAUUUGGAAAAGGCCUACCGCCAAGUGCCUCUCUCCAGUGCGUCCCUGAAGCUUGGAGUCGUGAUGGUCACCGAUCCCAACAGCGGAAGGCCCUGCUACUUCGUGGCGCAGAGCCUGCCGUUCGGUGCUGCAUCUUCAGUGUUUGCAUUCAACAGACUGUCUAGGUCAAUCCUGCAUUUAAGCUGGAACCUGGUGGGCAUGGUCGCUGGAUGCUUUUACGAUGACUUCCCGCUUCUUGAGAUUCAAUCGGGUGCCAAGCUGGCUUCGGAGUCCUUCGAACAUCUGCUCAGGAAGAUCGGAUGGAAGUAUUCAACCGACCCAGACAAGUCGCAUGGCUUCGAAGAGACUUUCGAUCUCCUUGGGGUCAGGCUUACCACUCGUGACAUCGCCAAUGGUGUGGUCAGUUUGCAGAACAGGACAUCGAGGGUGGAGAAGAUGAAAGAUGCCUUUGUCAGAUUGGGGCUCAGUGGAAAGUGGACCAUACGGGAGAUCCAAUCGCUUCAGGGCCAAGUCAACUUCGCUUUGGGCUUUGCUUCGGGAAGAGCUUUGAAACUUCUGCAACGUGCACUGGGCAGCUUCAUUCGUGAUCCCGGUGCUCGCGCUGCUGAAGACCUUCGAGCGCUUUGCAGUUUCGGCAUCAAGCUUUUGGACGAGUGCAGGCCGCGAGUUUUUGGUUGCAGGGGGCCGGAACAACCCGUCUUGAUCUUCACCGAUGCUGCCUACGAGAAAGGCAAAGCAUCAUACGGGAUCGUGCUGAUCGAUGCCUUCACUUCAACGCGUCUGGUGGGGGGCGGAAACAUCCCGGAUGAUUUGGUGAACUUCUGGAAGCUUGACAGUCCAGAGCAAGUGAUAGCUCAGGCCGAAGCUUAUGCUGUAGUUCUUGGGCGACUCGUCAUGCGGAGCUUCAUUCAUGGACGGCGAGUUCUUUACUUCGUGGAGAAUGAAGGUGCGAGAGAAGUUCUUGUAAAAGGAGCCAGCCGAUCCCGCACGCUGCUUCUUCUGGGGAGUCUCUUCUUCGAGAUGGAAAAUCUUGAUCAAAGUCUUACUUGGCUGGAACGUGUGGCAUCGGCGAGCAACGUGGCAGAUGCUCCGAGCAGAGGCGAGAUUCGUGAAACUGCUGCGAUGAUCGGCGGAAGUGUGAUUGACCUUGAAGCUGAAAGCAUCAAGUUAUCGGAGGAGUGCAAAUCUACUGUACAGAUACCUUGGAAGCUGCUCAAAUGA